Molecule: messenger RNA, 3200 nt
Organism: Acipenser ruthenus (sterlet)
Lineage: Eukaryota; Metazoa; Chordata; Actinopteri; Acipenseriformes; Acipenseridae
Product: zinc finger protein 501-like
Exons: 2
Coding region: 101-1552 (483 amino acids)
Biological process (GO): regulation of transcription by RNA polymerase II
Molecular function (GO): DNA-binding transcription factor activity, RNA polymerase II-specific; RNA polymerase II cis-regulatory region sequence-specific DNA binding
Source: RefSeq, a predicted model, not a curated record
UGGAGAGAGACGUGCUUUCAGUGAAGCAGAGGAGGGGCCAGUGAUAGAAGCUGUUUACACACAAGAGGAAAUCUGUGAUCAGGAGUGGUGUGGAAGAAUAAUGGAGAUUACAGACCUGACAAUUGUAGAAAGUAAAGAGAUCCCUGAACUUGAACCUGUCCACAUUAAAGAGGAGGCCGUAGAGCUGGAGUGUGUUCACAUCACAGAGGAAGUUAGUAAAGAAAAUAAAGUCGAUACACUGGAGGAGAAUAUAGUUAAGAUGGAAUCUAGCCAUUGUGAAGAUUAUCCUCCUGAACAUGCCUGCAUGAAACCCAAUCAGCCUGUCUCUGAAGACACUGGUUCUAGUGUUGGAGAAGCGGGCACUGUGCUGGGGUCCAUUCAGAGGAAACAUCACCCCCCUCAGGAAAGAGCUGCAGAUGGAAAGGAGGAAGGAGCGAUGCCGUCCACGAGCAGCACAGCAUCAGAUCUAGGAAGAUGCACCUCCACUCCAGCACCCCAGAGCAAAAUCUCUUCUGAUGGGAAACUGCAGCGUAAGCAGAAACACAGAGAUUCGACACCCCAAGAUGAUUAUGUGAAGAAACUGAGAACUCGCUCGGUUCAGAAUCUUUCUACACAAGAUAGCCGACCACUUUCUGUGGGAUAUACAGCGACUCCACAUCCCGACAGUUCUGCAACCCAGGGCAACUUCAUUUCCCUACAAACUCCCCAGCAGAUUCCUUCAGAGCAGAUCUUGUAUCACUGUUCUGAAUGUGGCACCAAUUUCAGUGACCGAGGAAAGCUGAAAAUACACCAGCGUAGUCACACAGGAGAGAAACCAAAUAACUGUACAGAGUGUGGGAAAACAUUCAGAGGUGCAACUGGAUUAAAACUCCACCAGCGAAUUCACACGGGGGAGAAACUGAUUCACUGUGCAGAUUGUGGUAAGAAUUUUAAUCAUAAAGGUAACCUUCAAAAACACCAGCUAACUCACACAGGGGAGAAACCUCAUGAGUGUCCUGACUGUGGGAGGAGUUUUAAUCUCAAAAGUAACCUUAAAAAACACCAGCAAAUUCACAGAGGAGAGAAACCGUUUCACUGUGCUGAUUGUGGGAGGAGUUUUAAUCAGAAAAUUGACCUUCAAAGACACCAGCUAACUCACAGUACAGAUAAACCGUUUCACUGUGCUGAUUGUGGGAAAGGUUUUAAUCGUAAAACUUUACUUCAAACACACCAGCAAAUUCACACGGGAGAGAAACCGUUUCACUGUGCUGAUUUUGGGAAGAGAUUUUAUCAGAAACUUGGACUUCAGUUACACCAGCGAAUUCACACAGGGGAGAAACAGUUUCACUGUGCAGAUUGUGGGAGGAGUUUUUAUCAGAAAGGUGAUCUUCAAAGACACCAGCUAACCCACACAGGAGAGAAACCGUUUCAGUGUGCUGAUUGUGGGAAACGUUUUAAUCGUAAAUAUAUACUUCAAGCACACCAGCAAAUUCACACAGGAGAGAAACCGUAUGUGAGUCCAGUAUGUGGAGAAGUUUCAAUCGGAAAGACAACCUCAGAACACACCACAUAACCUACCCGGUAGAGAAACCUUUUGAGUGUAGUGAGUGUGGGAAGAGAUUUGUAGAGUCAAAUAAACUAAAGAAACACAGUCUAGUUCACAGAGAUUGUCAGUCAGGACACUUAAAAACAAAACAAAAACAAUUCAGUUUACUCAAUGAAAGCAUCUCAAUCACACCAGAAUACCAAAGCAGACCCUGCGUCUCUCUCGUCGGUUUCAAAUGCAGAGAGCUGUGAAAAUAAACAAAUUCAACUAAAAAAAUCUCAAGCCUGCUGUGUAUGCAAAUGAUUGUAGCCCUGUUUCCUACAGCAGUGCUUCUGAAACUGGGGAGGCACAGAAUGUAUCCUGGGGGGGGGGUGAGGUGUGAGAAAGCUCAGGGAAACGUGUAGAAAUGACCGCACACAUCUUAAUCUGUAUAGAUAUUAAAACAAAUGCUACUGCUGACACCUCCUGCCACACGAAGUACCGCAGACGAGAGGAAGGGUCCCAGGGUGUCAGCUUCAACAACAUUACUGGGGAGUGGCUUCCAGACCCUCACCAGUCUCUGUGUAAAAAAAGUGCCUCCUAUUUUGUUCUCACUUUAAGGGUACAUAUUUCCAGUGACAGAUGUUAGAACAUUAGUAGCUACACCAUACCCCUGCAGUUUUGCAAUUACAGACGCACACAUUUCCUGGGCGAGAUCCUUCGUCACGUAGCAGCUUUGUGAAGUUCCCGGUGAUUCUAAAGAAAAAUAAUUCAAGUCACUUUGCCGGUCAGAGAUGCUUCCAUCUGUCAUUGGAAAUAUGGAGGAACUUGUGCAUGAAUUGCAUUCAGAUAUAAAAGAUGAUGUAAUGGGCUUCGUAUCUUCUCAUGACACCAUUAGAUCUAAGAUGGAGAAAAGCUUUGACAGCUUUGAAAAUCCAUUUACAAACUUUAAUACUGAAGCUAAAUGGAAAAAACAUUUUGGUGAAUAAUGGGGUGUAUUUGUAUUUUGAUUUUAAGUUCUAUAGUUUUGGAAUUGAAAUAAGUAUCGUGGCACUUUGAGGGCUGGUUAUGCAAUGGGAAUUUCUAUAAAUAUGAAAAUAUAAAGGAAGAUGUAAAUAUCACUCCUUCCACAGAAGGUGCAGGUUUGUCACUGCUUCGAUUGAAUUGAGGAGAUUUAGAAAUCGCAGCCAAAAGUGUGUUCACAAAGAACGUCCAAAAUAUGAGAUCCAAAGGCAACCAAACCACUCACCGUGGACACAAACCUUUGGCUGUGAUGUCAAAAUCUCCCGAGUUAAAGUGAAACAGUAACAAAAUGUCAUGUUCUGGAGUUAAAUGCAUUUGUGUAAAUUAAAAGUUGGGCUACAGAAAUAAUACAAAAUAACCCAGGAUGGCAGUGAGGACAUUUUGAUUUGGAAAAUGAUAUUCAAGUGUACUUUUUUAUUUCCUUUACCAGCAGUUAUUCUUAUGGAUGAACACUGUUGUCUAAAAGUAUAAAUGGGUAAUUGUAUGUAAAAAUAAAUAAUGUGAUAUCUGUAUAAUGUGAAAUAAUGUAUAAUGUGAUAUCUUGUAACAAUUGUAAGUCGCACAGGAUAAUUGCCUGCUAAGAAAAUAAAUAAUAAUAAUAAUAAUAAUAAUAAUAAUAUAAACUGUACUUGGUGUCCAAAAGGUGUAUUUUGUGAAAUAAAUGCUUUGAUUU